GAGGCGGCUGCUGCUGCUGGGCAGAGAGGAGUCGUGCAGGAGCAGCGGCCGCGCUCGCACGCCACAUUCGCUCUUUAUGGGGCUGGUGGUGAGGAUGAGCGAGAGCUGACCCUGCCGCGCCGCCGCCUGUGCUGUGAAGUGUCUGCUCCUCCUCCUCCUCUUCCUCCUCCUCCCCGGCCGUGGGUGAACCUGCGCUACGGGCUCUUCACCGACACGGGGGAGGUUGGUUUGUUUGUGCAUUUGUUAAAGGCAAAGAGAGAGAAAGAGAGACCUUCCACCCGCUGAAGCACAGUUCACUAUGAUCGUACUCGCAUCCAGCACUGGAAGCCGGUUGGAUUUCGUGUCUCAGUCCAGGGUGUUUUUCUUGCAAACCUUCAUUUGGAUUUUAUGUACUACAGUGUGCAAAGCGGAGCAGUAUUUCAAUGUGGAGGUUUGGUUACAAAAGUACGGCUACCUUCCACCAACUGACCCCCGAAUGUCGGUGUUGCGCUCUGCAGAAACCAUGCAAUCAGCUAUAGCUGCCAUGCAGCAGUUCUAUGGCAUUAAUAUGACAGGAAAAGUGGACAGGAACACAAUUGACUGGAUGAAGAAACCUCGAUGUGGUGUGCCUGACCAAACAAGAGGCAGCUCCAAGUUUAACAUCCGUCGGAAGCGCUACGCGCUAACGGGACAGAAAUGGCAGCACAAACAUAUCACUUACAGCAUAAAGAACGUCACUCCAAAAGUAGGUGAUGCUGAAACUCGUAAAGCCAUUCGCCGUGCCUUCGAUGUGUGGCAGAAUGUAACUCCUCUGACUUUUGAAGAAGUUCCUUAUAUUGAAUUAGAAAAUGGCAAGAGAGACGUGGAUAUUACUAUCAUUUUUGCUUCAGGUUUUCAUGGAGACAGUUCUCCCUUUGAUGGGGAGGGAGGAUUUUUAGCUCAUGCGUAUUUUCCUGGCCCAGGAAUUGGAGGAGACACUCAUUUUGACUCAGAUGAGCCAUGGACUUUGGGAAAUCCCAAUCAUGAUGGAAACGAUCUCUUCCUAGUUGCAGUGCAUGAACUCGGACAUGCUCUGGGCUUGGAGCACUCUAACGACCCCACUGCAAUCAUGGCUCCAUUUUACCAAUACAUGGAAACUGACAACUUCAAACUACCUAAUGAUGAUUUACAGGGCAUCCAGAAGAUAUACGGUCCACCUGACAGGAUUCCACCACCAACCAGACCCCUGCCAACAGUGCCCCCACAUCGUUCAGUCCCUCCAGCAGACCCACGAAAGAAUGACAGGCAACCGAAACCUCCGCGGCCACCCACGGGUGACAAACCUUCCUAUCCCGGGGCCAAGCCCAACAUCUGUGAUGGGAACUUCAACACUCUGGCCAUUCUUCGCCGGGAAAUGUUUGUUUUUAAGGAUCAGUGGUUCUGGCGAGUCAGGAACAACAGGGUGAUGGAUGGAUACCCCAUGCAGAUUACCUACUUCUGGAGGGGGCUGCCUCCCAGCAUUGAUGCAGUUUAUGAAAACAGUGAGGGGAAUUUUGUCUUCUUUAAAGGUAACAAGUUCUGGGUUUUCAAGGACACUACUCUCCAGCCAGGUUAUCCUCAUGAUUUGAUAACACUUGGAAGUGGAAUUCCUUCCCAUGGCAUUGAUUCUGCAAUUUGGUGGGAAGAUGUUGGAAAAACCUACUUCUUCAAAGGAGAUAGGUACUGGAGGUACAGUGAAGAAAUGAGAUCCAUGGACCCUGGUUAUCCCAAACCAAUCACAAUUUGGAAAGGUAUCCCAGAAUCUCCUCAGGGAGCCUUUGUCCACAAAGAAAAUGGCUUCACAUAUUUCUACAAAGGAAAAGAGUACUGGAAAUUCAACAACCAGAUGCUCAGGGUGGAACCUGGCUAUCCCAGAUCCAUCCUCAAGGAUUUUAUGGGUUGUGAUGGACCAACAGACCGAGAUAAAGACCGACACAGCCCUCAAGACGAUGUUGACAUUGUCAUCAAACUGGACAACACAGCCAGCACUGUGAAAGCCAUAGCCAUCGUCAUUCCCUGCAUCCUGGCCUUGUGCCUCCUUGUCUUGGUUUACACUGUGUUCCAGUUCAAAAGGAAAGGAACACCCCGCCACAUACUGUACUGCAAACGCUCUAUGCAAGAGUGGGUGUGAUGUAGGGUUUGGUUUUUUUUCUUUCCCUCCCAGGAGUUUGUGGUAACUUGAGAUUCGACACAAGAGCUGUCAGGCAGUUUCCUAGCUAGGAGCGGGCACCUGUCGGCGUGGAACAAAGCUGAUGUGUAAAACCCAGGCAAAGCUGAUGUGUAAAACCCCGGCUGCCUGUCCUGCGCCCGGGUGGCGAUUCGCCCAGCUGGGAAGCUCCCAUGAUACACAGUACCUGCUGUUUCUUCAGUCCUUUGUCUCUCUUUGUCAUUCAAUUCUAGGCCUUCCCUCUGCACGCUCAAUGCCCUAUAAACUAUCAGGAUUAACUAACGAAGAGGAAUAAAAGUAUCUCCAAUGUUUCUACAUUUUUCCCUUAAGGCCUGUUCCCCUUCGAAAAAUUUUUUGCUGAAAGUAAAUUUUUUUAGAGAAACACAACAACCAACAAUGGAACUUUCAGGAAAGUGAGAAGACCCAAAACAGCUUUGUCUCCAAAGAGGAUUGCUUUCUGUCUGCUACGGAUAAAGUCCUAUACUCCUACUUCCAGUUUUGUCAGGUGGGAGACUCGGAUGACACGCAGGACUUCAGACUGUUCGGACAGCCAUUUUCCAACAAACAAGGGGCCAAAAUAUCUGCAAUAUAGUAACAGCCUUAAUACAUUCAUUUUGUGGUUUUUACAGCUGCUCUGGGCUAUGUCCUCAAUGUUUUAAACUCAUAUUCAAUACUAUAUUCAAGCAGAACCUUUUUAUUGGUUUGUUUGAUUUCUGGUUGGUUUUCCUACAUUAUCUUUCCCAAGCUGUACCAAGCCAACUACCCCAGGCCUUUUACAGGUCUGUCAGGAGCACUCAUUCCAAAGAAUGGUAAAAAAGCAGUGUGUCUCUGAAGUGGAUUUCAAUGAACUAAAACAACAGACAUGCUAUUGAGAAACUUGACAUUGGUAUUAUACUGGUGGUGUAACCCUUUGAGAACUACUGCAUCCAGUUUUCAGAGUCUGCUGGAUGUUAAUCUUGGUCUUAAUUAAAUUAUAGAAUUGUGUUUGGGUAAUACAGGUUUCAAAAGAAAAUCAGUUUUUCGAAACACUUCUUGUGACUGCGUUUUUAAUUAUUUGCAUUAUUGAUAAAAAAGCAUUUGUAACAUGAAUAGAAAACAAAAUAUAUUUACCAGCUACUUUCUUGUUAAAGGAACCAAACGUGUUUUAAUAAUUUCUACCACGUACCAAGUUUUUUUUUCUGAGCUGACAACAAUUUUACAGCUUAGCCUCUUACCUUAAGCAUCUUGGAUUUGUCUCUUGAGAUUAUGUUGCAUGAAAAUUUGAUUUGCCUCUGCAGAGGCAGAGUUACAGUUUCAAAGGAAAACUAAGAAGAUGACUCUGAUAGUGCAUGAGUAUCCUCUGGUGUGUUACCCCUUUGCAUGUUCAUCAUAGUUCUCAAAGGGUUAAAAUUUUUGGCCUUCAGUCAAACAUGGUAUCAACUGACAGAGCCAAGGGACCACCAAAACAUUUUGUCAUUCUGUGUAAUUUGUGCUAACAGCAGUAUUGUCAUUUUCAUGUGACCUGCAGAGCAGGUUUGUAUCAAUAAUUUUUUCCUAGAGAAAAGUCAGCAACUGACAGACCUCUUUAUUGAUUUUAGGAGCUGCUUCUUGCAGUGAUAGGCUUUACAGUCACUGGGCUGUGAACUUAUUAAAGAUGGUCAGAAUGAUGCACCCCAAAAGUCAGACACCUGGUUUUUUAUGAAAGCCAGGUUUUGAGGGGAGUAGCUUUUGCAACAAUGAACAGCUUGCCUUGAACUUGAUUAUUGACCUGUUGACUGUCAUUACCAAGUUAAACAUUGUCUUCUGUGAACAGCUUCACUGUCUGAAUUUCCUUAAAGUGUACUGUCCUAUGUCUUUGACCUUUAACUUGCAAACUGGCACAAACUGAAGGGAAUCUGGUGUUGCAAAUGAAAUGAGUUUUAUUUCUUGAAAGGCCUGAUAGACAUGAUCUAAAAUUUGAGAAAAAAAAAUUGAAGUGUUUUAGUAGGAGAGAAAUGACAUAGACUAAAAUAUUUAUGAUAGGUCUGUAGAAAGGUAUUUUGCUAUGUAUACAUGCACACUCUAAAAAUGAAUUACAGCAGAAGUUAAUUUUUAUUUAACUUGAAUACAAUUUUCAGUAUAAAAUUAUUAUUUCUACAAAUAUCUAGUUAUUAAUGAAAAGGUUAUAGGAAAGUAUUAAAAUACUUGAAAUGGCCAGUAUGGGCUUUUACAUAAAAUGAGACUUUUAUACUAUGUUCAACCAAUUUCUUACUGGUUUCUUAAUCCACAUAACUGGAUCACUUUUUAGAGAGUGUAGGUAUAUAUACAUAUAUAUUAUGAUUAUUAUUGUUUUGGUAAUGGAUAGCUUGACUGCCUUGAAUUUAUAUUUAUAUUGAGCAUAGCAUGAAAAAUAGUAUGCCUUUUUUUCAAUUACAUGAUUUUAUAAUGAUUUGAGGACUUAUGAACAUAUGUGGCAUGCUAGAAAGCAUUGCAAACUUAUUUCUUAGAGCAUAAACAGAUAUACAUAUGUAUGGUUAACAAAAAUGAAGAUUAGAAAAAGAUAUAGUUUUACAACAAAUAUGCAAUGCAGAUGGCAUUUUGGAGAUGUUUUGUAGAAGUACUGCAUACUGUAGGUUAGAAGUGCACCAGUAUCAGCCCACAGCAUUAUUUAGUAAAUCCAAGUCAGUUGUUGCUGAAAAUGUAUAGAUUUAUUGACAAUUUAGUUGCACAGAAUUUUUGCUGCGGAUCAGCUCAUUUGGUUAAUUUGAAAUUCUAUGCUGUUUGUAAUAUGUAUUAAGAUGUGUGUGUUUGUAUACUUAUAAAAGUACACAAACACACACACACACAGACAUGCACAUUUUAAUCCAUUGAGAAAAUUUUAUUGUCAACAAACUACUAUAACUUAUGUUCUGCUAUGGACAAAACAAAAUGAUUGAUAUUGCUGUUCCAAUUUUUUCCCCCUUGGAUAGUUGGAGGAAAAUACUAAAAGAACUACAUAUUUUGUGUUUGCUUUUCCUCUAAAAUAGGAAAUAGGAGAAUUUAUUUUUUAUUUUCUUAAGUCAGAACAGCAUCUCAUCAGCUUUCUUUAUUCACUUGAAAAUUUCAUUUCAAUUUUAAAAUACCUUUCAUGGCAGCUUUAAUUUUUUUUCUGCAACCAUUUCCCUCACAGUAAUGAAGUGCUGAGCAUGUUGACUGUUGUUCUUUGAUAAGGUAACAAAAAUAUUUGUGUUUGGAGACUUUAACUGUAAUUAUGCAGGAAGGUAAGUGUGAUAAUUCUAGUGCUUGGUAUAUGGUACAUCGUAGUUACAUGAAUACAUGAUAAGUUGAUUGUUGAAUCUAUUUUCUUUUACUUAAAAGUGCAUAUAUGCUAUAUACAGAGAGAGGGAGAAAAAAUUAUAUUGGCAUGUUUAUGUCAUGCAAAGCAAGAUUGUGUCAACAUUUCUGUUACAUACUCACAUUUUCAGUAGGUUGUAACGCAGUCAUAAGGGUUUGCUUUAAGUAAAAGAUGUAGGAGCAAUUAUGUUCACUGUAAUUUCCAAAUACAUACUGGCUAGUUUCAAAUUAUAGAAUUUCAGAGUAAAUUAAUGGUGUUGCCUGAUCUAAUUUUGAACUUAAAUUAGUAAAAGUUCUGGGACAAUUUUAUAUUUUUUAAUAGUUGUUUCUCUACAAGGGCCUAUUACAAAAAAAGCAAAUUGAAAAUAUUUUCAGUUCUGCAAUCUGGGUUCCUGCUCAUGUGCCGCAACUUUUUUAAUAAACAUUUGCAUAUUGCUAUUGUCAUGAUCUGUACUUUGGAAUAAUAUGAAACUAAAUGUGUGUUGUAUUAAUCAGCUACAUUCUAUCAAGCUGACUACAAAGGUCAUGUGUCUUCAGAGUACUAUGGUCUGUAUGAUGCAGAAGGCCAGAGCAGAUUUUGGCAGUGUUUCCUUUGGCCUUUCAAUAUCUAAACCUAUGAAAAGGUUAUUGACUGUAGACAAAAUUAAUUUUUAUCAAAAAAAAAUUUAAAAUAUGUAACUGUAUAUUUACUGGAUAGGCUGGGAUGGAGAGACUCAAAUGGCUCCAAGGGAGCCCUUUCAAGUCUCCUGAAUAAAUGUAAUACAUAUUUUAUAUAUUCCUAUGAACUUUUGUUCUUUUUCUUCUUUCAAACUGGGAAAAGGGAGGGGAUAAGUAAAGAAAAAGAUUUUUUUAAGGCUAAUUUUGUGAAUUAAAAUAACAUAAGCUAAUACAUCCAAACAUAAGGGGCAGACUUACACUUUUUCUUAGAAGCAUACUUCACAUCCCCAGUUGCUUGAUCAAGAGUCUUGUGCCAUUAGCACUGUGGGUUAAGAACAGAGUGUAAGGCUUAAUUUUUGAAUUUUCAACUUUUUGGGGGCGGUCUUACUUUGCAAUCUAAAUGUCAGUUAAAUGUAGCUUUUGGUACCAAAUUAUAUAGAAUCUUAUUCUCGGUUGUUGGUUAGAAAAAAGUGCAUAGCCUAGGAAGUCAGUCUGCCUAUUAGCAAUGAUGAAGCAUUGCAUUCCUAUUUUUUUUCCUUUCUUUUUUUCUUUUUUUUUUUCCAUUUGGACCGUUGUUAGGACAAAUCUUAAAACACACACAUAGUAAACUGAAUAGUGAAUGUUCCAGGCACUGGAUUUUUAAGGAAGUAGAAACACAAGCUACCAUACCAUUAGCAGCCUACUUUGGGAAGAGCAUGAGAUGACUGGGUGGAGGAGCAAGGAAAUGACUGCAGGGGCUUGCUCUGUCCUGGCUCCCAUAUCUCCUUAAGACAUGGCCUAAGUUUUGUCAGCUGUUGCAGAGGUGAAGGAAGCCGUGCACCAUGGCAGUGGGAGAUGUGAAGCUGCCAUUACAGAGCAGUAGCUCCUGGUUUGCCUUUUGCUGUUGUCAAGACCCUCUCUGGACACCUCUGUUUCCAGAAGUAUAAAGAGAUGACUGCAGUCUAUGAGCUAUAAGGGAAGUCAUUACUAGCAGCCAAGGAAAUAAAUGUCACUGGCCACUUAGGUGUCCAGCUAUGCUGUAAAUCAAAUAAUACUGUCUGGAAGCUGAGGAACAGAUAACCUGUUAUUCAAUACAAUGGUAUAGUUGUGAUACCCCAGCACUGUAAUGUUAGGCAUACUUCCUUAGCUCCUGCUACAUAGACUGCAGACAGACAGUGUGGUUCUCAUGAGAUAAGACCAUUUAAACAUAUGUCAGUUACAAAAUUGGGUGUAAAUGUACCAUGUGCUCAUAAAAUUAAUCUCUGAUAUAUGCAUGUAAUUCAAUGAAUUGUCUGCCACUAGUCUCAUGAAAAGUAUGUAAUGUGUGAGUCAAAUCUGUCUAACCCAUUUUUGUGAUUUGCCAUCUGAGAUGUCAGAGGCUGAUGGAGAAAGACAUUGUCAUCAGUGCCAUCAAUGCUGAAAAUAUCUGGUAAACAUUGAAAGCAUACCAUCACUUGUUGCAAACUGGCUCCAUUUGAGGCUUGAUGCAAAGUAGCCUCUAAUGUAAGGCAGCAGAGAUUUUGUAUGAUGUGGAAUGAUUUGGUAUAUCUAUGUAUGUAAGUAGGAAUGCCCAAUAAUAAUCAGAAGAUCACAUUUUGAGGGAUCAUCAGUGUGUGAGCACAGCAAGCAUCUGUUCCUAAAAUCAAAAUGUAUUUCAAGGAAGGAUGUUGACAGCAUUCAAACACAUGCAUUAUAAAGCAAUCUUCUUUCCUAGUAUACAUAAGAUUUAGCAUAUCAUCUACAAAUUAUGGUCAGUUAAUUAACAUUUGGAAUUGCAGCUGUCCAUUUUGUCUUUGAAAGAGGAUAUUCUGUGAGUGUGUCCAUAAAGUAUGUUUACUUUGUGGGGAUAUCCUUAAGUAUUGCUCUGGUCUACUAACAGUAUAGAUUAAAUAAAUUUUAGAUAUAAAUGAAGAAAGGCUGAUGUAAACUAGCAUGCUAAAGACAGUUUUCUAUUCUUGGAUGUGUAUGCAGCACAGUGCUACUUGCUGUCACAGUAAAACUUCACAAACAAUAAUCAUUACACAUGCCAGCUAUUUAUGAUGGCAUGAAGCUUUCCAGUCACACAGUUUACUUUCUUCUGCUUCUGUAGAAUAACAUUGUCCACAAAUUAUUAUUGUUAUUGUAGCCACCACAUGAAACAAAGUUUUCUGUUUAGCUAAUGGUAAUUUCUAAAUUUGAAAUUCAGUCAUGUCCUUUUUAUAACUAUAACCUUAAUCUUCUUGGAGCGGCAUAUCUUAAUUCACAACUUUUCAUGAUUUUUUUUUUUUAAUAUUUUAUUUUACUCUUGCAGUAAAAUAUAUUGAAUAUUUAGUCUACAUCCUGUGGAAUAAGAGUUUUUAGUGAAGUAUUGUGUUACAUACAGGCAACAGAACAGUGUAACUAUGCCAAUCAGUGGAUGUCCAUAUGGGUUCACCACUUGCAGGGCUGUGUACUGAGUCAUAAAAUAAUGUUUCUAAUUCAUAUUUCCAUCCUGAUGUGUUGGUAUUUACAUACACAUUCAUGGCUUACAUGGCUGUGCAUAAAUUCAUCUGCCUCGUUGAAGCCAAGAGUAUCACAUGUCAGCAGGUAAUCUGUAUAUAUAAGGUAUAAAAAUUUGGUUCCCUUACUUUCAUUUUGCAACCUUAAAGAAGAGAAAAUAAGUUUUUCCCUGGUAUCACUUUUUCCAUAAUUUUCCAAAAUGUUUCUAAUGUUUCUAAUACUCUUUGUCAGUUUUUAAAAUUAGAUUAGAAUAUUAAAUAGAUAUAAAAAAGUACUGAUUUACAACUGAUAUAUUGCAGGUAAAUGCACAACCUCAUAUUUAGGCAUACAGUGUUUCUAAACAGAGAAAAAUAUAGUCUAUUUUCUAUGCUUGGCCAUUGCUACAAAAUUGCCAGUGCUCACAUACUGAUCACCUUCAUAUCCUAUGGGAACACUGUGUUGAAGUCAGCUCCAGCCAGUUUGUCUGCUUGGAUAUAAGUAGAAUUAUGUAUCUUAGGAAAUGAUACAUGUGAUGACAUGCAUUCAGAAGAUAUCAUCAGCAACCUACAGCACUGUUUUUAAUGACCAUGACAGCUAAAAUUCAUACCUGCAAGGCAUAGCUGCAGCUUAUAUGUACAUGGUUGUGUUUUACCUCAUAUGAUAAAGUGCUGUGAAUUCUGGCCAUGCAUCACCAGGCAGAUGAAAACAAUCAAAAAGACCUUUCAGAAUACUCGUUGUCAAUACUCACAGCACACAGAAAUAACUGACAUCGUUACACUCAAUGAAAUUUUAACCUUGAAGAGGAAUCCAGAAUUGAAGGAAUGUGUGAUGAUGAAAAUACUAUUCCCAGCUCUUACUCUAUGUAAUGAAAUAGGUAAAGCAUUAGGAAAAGGAAUGAAAACAUUUUGACUUACAAGUGCAAGUAUAACACCAUUUUGUCAAAAAGAGAUGGAGGCAAGGAUCACUAACACUACUAAAAUUUCACAUAUUCAAUAGUAAAAGAGAAGAGACAUUACCAAGAACUUGGUGAUAGCUUGGAUAGUAUUAUUGGCCUCCAACAACAAAGAUAUGUUAGGCUGUAGAAAGUCCACUGAAUUCUGUAUUUGGAGUCAUAACCUACCAGACACCAGUCAAAAAGCUUCUCAGUAGUGUUGCUCUAAACAUGACUGCAAAUAUAUAUAGUAAUGUAUAGUAAUUAUUUAUCUGGUGCAAUCAAAAUCUUUUGAGAUAGAUUUAGUCAAACUAAUAUCAACCUGAAUCUCUGUUCAAAAACUGGUCACAUUGAAAUGUCCUUUUGUUUGUUCUCAGAAAUUAGAUCCAAAAUGAUUUGAAGAAUUCAACUGAUUAAAUUACUAUAGGACAAGGAAGUCUUUAACCUCUAUUAGUCUAUAUUACAGCCAUGUAUCUUUAUUUCCAUGGUAGUCCUGAAGUGCUUGAUAUGACAGAAAUAUUUUUAUGGCCAUUUGAUGUAUCAUCUAUUUCUAUUUCUAUAUGUAAAUUGAUAAAUACAGUCAAACUUCUGAUUCCCCUCCAUCCCCUUUUCUCAUUGCACCUUGACAUGUUUCCUGACUAAUUAAGGGAAUAUUUAAUUUUAUAUUCUCAUGGCAGGCAAGUAGGAAAUUAUCUGUUCAUUAUACAAAUAAGCAAAACCAAUUUUGUUGUCUAUCUCAUUUAAUCAUGUACAACUUUUUCUAGGAUUUUCACUAGGAUUUGCAGCUUUUUGUGUCUACAAUGAAGAGGUAGUACCUUCUCAAAUCUCUUGCAAAUAUUUGAGGAACUUGAUGUAUAUCUUUCACUGAAACUUUUUCAUUGUCCAGUACUCAACACUGAGCUCUAACUUACAGUAGAUUAUUGAAGCCUUUGCCAUCCAUUGACAUUGCCAUCCUUAAUUCUUUAAUGAAAAAGGCAUGGCAUGGCUAGGGCUGAUCAUCAUGGAUUCUUUAUUUGCAUCUUGGAAAUGCUUGACUCGUCAGAUGUACUAUAGUACUUCUGUAAUGGCAGAGAUCUACUAUUUUUGGUGCCAGCCAUUACAUGCCAUUUGUAUGUAUGGCUUAUGACAGUCUGUGCUAUUUUCAGUGGUUCCAGUUCUCAUCUUUAACCUGUUCUCUUUCUCCUUUGCAUUCUGAUGCCUAUAAUCUGUGUCAUGGAUAUUCAGACAAGAAUUUUAUGGCUGGACUCCUUCCUCUACCACAAGUCAGUUCAUACACAUACAUCAAUUACCAUUACCUUACUGCUGUAGCAUAAUAGGCUAGCACUGUUGCAUGGCAGAAUGCUUGGCUGUUGUGAACUGUUUCCCAAAUGAUCCUAAUUUUUUGGUAUCACAUAUAAAGGACUCACUCUGUCAUCUGCUACUGUAGUCUUGGAUUCAUUGCCCAGUUCAGACACAGCUUGAAGAGAAAGGUGCAGGUGUUUGACUUCUGAGAUUUGCUUUAUGUUAUAGGUGUUCCUAUAUGAUCAGAAACCGUUUGAGGGAUGCAAUGUCUUCUCCUUGCCAGUCCUGUAGUAUUGUUAGCAGUUAGAGCAUGUGCAGCUAGUUUUGUCAGUCUGUAGUCAACUAGAGUUUGAUAUGGAUAUAUACAAGAAGGGUACAUUGUUUUCCAAGCUUCAUGCACAUCCUUGUUUCUCUUUAUGAAUAUCGUGCACCUUGCAUUCUCUCCAAGUGCUGUAUUCGUGUAUCUGUCAGAACUUGAUUUCUUCCUUAGUUCUUUUUGUUGAGUGCUGUUUUAGCAGCUGAUUCCAUUUUCCUUCUUGUUGACAUUCCUUCGUCCCUGUAAUUCCAACAGAAAUUGUUCUGGCUCCAAUAUGUUAGCUAGAAGCUACUACAGUUGUGGUUCUGCCCACCAGUGAUUUGCUGAUUUAUCCUCCAUGUCUGAGAAAGAGGAAAUCAACCUUUCAUGCAGAGACAAGGGUGUUUAUGCAGUUGAUAGGACAUCUCUGAAAGGGGUUUCAUGCAUAAUAUGAACCUAAAACUCACUUAUUGUUAAACAUCAAAUCUUCAAGCUCUUUGUCUUCAACCACCCUACAGUUGUUCAUUUAAUUUUCAAAGCCUGACAAACAAGUCAGAAUAUGGAUGUGAUGAUUUCUCUUGUGUGAAACAAAUUUCUCAUUUUUAUUCCCUUUUCUCUGCAUAGCUCCAUAUUCAUUUCAUGCCCAUGUUCCGCUUAUUAGGAUGUGUGUUAGUAUCAAAAUAACUGGAGCAUUUAUUUGCUUUCUGCAACUGAAUUUCAUUUUAUUAUUGUUAUUUUAUUUUAUCUUAUUGGCUCACACAGCAUUCUAUAAGGUAACCUUUUUAUAACUGACAUAUGUUAUUCCUUCAGGUAGCUUCUACUGACAAACACAAAGCUUGUUUGUGUGCAAAUGCAAGGCUGACUAAAUGGUGCUAAAGUGUAUUAUGACUGUCAGAUAUAAUCGGGCAAAAUUUUGUGGUGCUUAGACUGAUUUUUUCAUUGAUUUUAUUGAUCAAUGCAUUGAACAGUGUUUUAUUAUACACAAGUAGUCUUUUGUUAGUAAAUCAAGACCUCAUAGUGCAUUGUUAAACUAAAUGGGUUAAUUAAUCUAUGUAACAGCUCACCAAGCUAAUACUGUUGUGUCAUUAAAGGUCAAGGGGUCAUGAUAAUAAUCUCAUUGCUGUAGACCAUUAACAUGACUGAACAUUUUCAACAAAGUACUUAUGUUUACAAUGCUAUAACCCUUUGACUGCUGCGGCAACCUUUAACCACCGAACGUCACACGCUGGAAUCAUCAUUAUGGUUCUUGCCAUGGCAAUCAAAGAGUUAAGGGCUGUGCAGUGAUUUGUUUUGUAUUUAUUAAUUUAUAUUUAUUUUAUGUUUUCAUUUGAGAAGGGGGGAAUUGGGGUGGGGCAGUUCUUGUCUGCUGUAAGUGUCUUAACCAAGGGAAGGGUUAAAAUGGCUUUUUAUACUAUUGCAUCUUAUGUACUUACCAUCGUUUCAUUGUGUUGUAAUUAAAAAAAAAUCUGUCAAUA
Molecule: messenger RNA, 12530 nt
Organism: Oenanthe melanoleuca
Lineage: Eukaryota; Metazoa; Chordata; Aves; Passeriformes; Muscicapidae
Gene: MMP16
Product: matrix metallopeptidase 16
Exons: 10
Coding region: 299-2128 (609 amino acids)
Biological process (GO): extracellular matrix organization; skeletal system development; collagen catabolic process
Cellular component (GO): extracellular matrix
Molecular function (GO): zinc ion binding; metalloendopeptidase activity
Source: RefSeq, a predicted model, not a curated record